CUGCAUCACACUUUGCUUCCUCUCUCUCGCCCUCCCCUCCCUCUCCGUUAUAAUUUUCCUUCCCCAAUAAUUUGUCCGUUCCCAACGACGAUAGCUCUUUCUCACGCUGAAAAGGAAUUCUCCUUUAUAUCCCCCCCUCGAUUUUAGUUCUCCUUUUUUCUGCAAAAUCCUUUAUUCAGAGGAAAGUGAAAACUGCUGCUGAUUCGAUCUCAGUGCCUAAAACUCUGGACUAUUCGGUGCAGAAAGACGAUCACAGAGAGGGAGGGAGUUAAAAGCAUCUGAAGCUCUACAGCCGUCAUCUUCGGGUCGUCGUGGCGGUCGUGGUCUUCUUUAGUCUUCCUAGUUCAAGUGAAGUGAGUAGUUUACGAGAAUUUGGAAUAUUUGAACCCCAGCUGAAUCGGUAUCAUUUUUUCGGGGGGAUUUUUCCCUAACCGAUUCAGAUUCAGUUCUGGUUCAAGCGAAGGGUGGCGAAACCCUAGGUAAAUGAGGUUUCGUUAAUAUUGGAGUUUAUAGGAAAUUCUGUCUGGGAAAAAAUACAAAAGAAAAAAAAAAAAAAAAAUCUUCAUCAAGUUGUUUGAUGCACUUUCUUGCUUGUUAUAAAGAACGAAGAAAUGCUGCGUAACUUGGAGAUACAACACAUUGAUUCGAUGCUUACCUCUUCAGUAUGCAAGCUAUGCAUGUUAAGUGGAACAUCUAAAAGUAGAGAGAGUUUGGAUGUUAUGGUAUAAGAAGAAAAAUGGAGCAUGUAUCAGAAAAAAGAUUUCCUCUCAAUGCAAAAGAUUAUAAGUUAUAUGAAGAAGUUGGUGAAGGUGUUAGUGCCACUGUGUAUAGGGCACUCUGUGUGCCACUCAACAAAACAGUUGCUAUCAAAGUUCUUGAUCUCGAAAAGUGCAACAAUGAUCUGGAUGGCAUCAGGAGAGAGGUACAAACGAUGAGCUUGAUUGAUCAUCCGAAUGUUUUACGGGCAUAUUGUUCAUUCACUGCUGGGCACAACCUUUGGGUUGUGAUGCCAUACAUGGCUGGGGGAUCCUGCCUUCAUAUAAUGAAAUCUGACUAUUCUGAGGGAUUUGAAGAGCCUGUUAUUGCUACUUUAUUGCGGGAGGUUCUCAAAGCUCUUGCCUAUCUUCAUGCUCAUGGCCACAUACAUAGAGAUGUAAAGGCUGGGAAUAUUUUGAUUGAUGUUGACGGUAUGGUCAAAUUAGCUGACUUUGGGGUGUCAGCUUGUAUGUUUGAUGCUGGAGAUAGGCAACGAUCAAGAAACACUUUUGUUGGAACUCCUUGCUGGAUGGCUCCUGAAGUUAUGCAACAAUUACAUGGAUAUGACUUCAAGGCAGACAUUUGGUCAUUUGGUAUAACAGCACUUGAACUCGCUCAUGGUCAUGCCCCAUUUUCCAAGUAUCCACCAAUGAAAGUUUUGCUUAUGACGUUACAGAAUGCUCCUCCAGGCCUUGAUUAUGAAAGAGACAAGAGAUUUUCUAAGUCGUUCAAAGAGAUGGUCGGAACCUGCUUAGUGAAGGACCCAAAGAAACGGCCAACUUCAGAAAAACUUUUAAAACACCCUUUCUUCAAACAUGCACGCUCCACGGAAUAUCUAACUCGAACUAUUCUAGAUGGUCUUGCUCCUCUAGGAGAACGUUUUAGGAAGUUGAAGGCAAAAGAGGCUGAUUUAUUGGUGCAGAAUAAGGCUCUUUAUGAGGAUAAAGAACAACUAUCACAGAAGGAAUAUAUUCGAGGAAUCAGUGCAUGGAAUUUUAACCUUGAGGAUUUAAAAAGCCAAGCUGCUCUUAUUCAAGAUGAUGACUUGAAUGCAGAAGAGCCAGAUAUGGAUAAGAAGCAAAAAAACAAAUCUGAUGAUAAUGGGGUUCCUGCAGAAGGGUCAUUGGCAGUAACAGCUAACGAUUCAGAUGCUAAACCCACAUUGGAUAAGGAUGGGUUCAGUGAUUUUCAGGAUUUGGAGAGUUCACUCGCUUCAUUUCCAAUUAAACCUCUUAAAGCGCUCAAAGGCUGUUUUGACAUUUUUGAGGAUGAUGCAAAUAACACUAGUCUGAGAGAUUUGGACCAGGAUUAUGGAAGAAACGAGAAUGGAAGUUCUGGGCUUAGCUUAGUGCCACAAAAUGCUUUAACUGAGCAUAAAAAGCAUUUGAGUGGUUCUUUGGUGCCUGAUAAUUUUCUCUCCCCUAAAAAGGUUGUUACUGAUGGGGACAGGGAUUAUUUGCAAGCAAAAUAUAAUUCUGAUCGGAAUCAUAGUGGACCCUUGUUAUAUCGUCAGAAGAGAGACACCAACAACCACCUUGCAUCCCUUGAUGAUGCAUCGGAAGGAGCAGUUAUCCAGCGCAAGGGUCGGUUUCAGGUUACCUCGGCGGAUCUCAGUCCAAAGGGUCCUUCAAACUGCACUUUUGGCGGCCUGGUUUCUGGAGGUUCUAUUGGCCCCCCAAAUCAGAACUCUACAGUUGCUUCUAUUCUUCCUUCAUUGCAGUUCAUUUUGCAACAGAACAGCAUGCAAAGGGAAGAAAUUAUUAAAUUAAUAAAGUAUGUGGAGCAAUCUUGUGGCAAGUAUACUGAAUCAACAGAGGCAGGGAUAGUUGAUCUUUCGCAGGUACCACCUUCAACAAAUAGGGAGAGAGAACUGCAUGCUCAGGUGAUUCAAUUACAACAGAGCAUUGGGAGUCUUGUUGAGGAAGUGCAAAGACAAAAAAUGAAAAAUGCCCAGUUAGAGAAGCAGUUGAACUCGAUGUCCAACAGAGUGGAAGAGUGAAGAGAAAGUUGAUGAGCCUUAUUUAUAGGUUUGACAGAUCAUCACCGACGACCCUUUGUCACUUACAACGUAGCUAGACGGUCUGUAACUUUCUCCAAGGAUGGAUGGGGAUGGGGAGCACUUCUGUGUUGUAUUUUAGUGUACCAUGUAUAAACUUUGUGUUAAUGCAGACACCAAUUUUGUUAUUUUCAGAUAAUAUUUCGAGUCACUUGUGUAAAAUGUAAUUUAUUGACCAGAUAAUGUAAUUAAAACACGCUUCUCUCC
Prosopis cineraria is the source of this 3019-nucleotide messenger RNA. RefSeq names its product serine/threonine-protein kinase BLUS1. Gene Ontology annotation, biological process: protein phosphorylation. NCBI's taxonomy places the organism in Eukaryota, Viridiplantae, Streptophyta, Magnoliopsida, Fabales, Fabaceae. The record is from RefSeq and is a predicted model, not a curated record. Gene Ontology annotation, molecular function: ATP binding; protein kinase activity; protein serine/threonine kinase activator activity.